Messenger RNA from Rhagoletis zephyria (snowberry fruit fly), 801 nucleotides. The record is from RefSeq and is a predicted model, not a curated record. Lineage: Eukaryota; Metazoa; Arthropoda; Insecta; Diptera; Tephritidae.
UACGAUAAUUGGUCGACUAGUUUAAAAAGCAUUCCUCACUCUAACGAAAUUGCCAGUUUGCCUGAGCAUUUUGAUGCACGAGACUAUUUUUCUCAGUGCAGUGAUGUGAUUAGUCGAAUUGGUGAUCAAGGAAAUUGCGGGUCAUGUUGGACAUUUGGAGUUGCUUUCGCAAUUUCUGAUCGAAUUUGCAUUGCUUCAAACGGUCAACAGAAGCCUUGGAUUUCUACACAAGAUUUAAUGGAAUGUAUGAAUGAUUACCGAAAUAAUGGUUGUCAGGGAGGCUGGUCAAAUGAUGCUUGGAAUUUUUAUGCCACCAAUGGAAUAGUCACAGGAAGUGGUUCAGAUAUUGAAAAAGGUUGCAAACCAAACAUUUUUAGUGAUAAAAAAAUAGCUUAUGUUUCAUUUUCAUGCACUCUUAACUGCGAAAGCUCUGAAGUAUUAAGUGCGAAACAUGAUGACGAAUCAAAAAUGAAACAAUACUUAAAAGAUAAGCAUUUUGGCGCUGGACUAGUGACUACUAUUUCUUCUAAAGAUUCUGACCACAUUAACAAGAUCAAGCUGGAAAUGUACAAAAACGGACCUGUCACUGCAUUGAUGUUUGUUCCUGAAAAAACAGAAAGACAAAAAUUUGAAACUGAUGCAAAACUCGGUCUUAUCUACAGCAACGAUGCAGUCAACUACAAUACCUGGGGUUUCAACAAUGCUGCCACGACCGCUGAACAGCAAAUACAGUGUUUUCUCAUCUACGAAAGCGGCACUCAGACUAGCAAGUAUAGACUUUAUGAUAUACAACUCGACUAA